AUGAAUCAUGAUUGGCUGCAAAAUUUCAACCACCUGCACCAAUCAUGGCGUGUGGAUCACGAGGCGGACGAGGAGCACAGCCUCACCUGCACUCAGCAACCAAAUUGGAUACGCUUGUUCUCUCCCACUUCACCUUCCAAAUUGAUUGAUUUCAACGACGGGGGCUAUGCUAUGUCCGGACUAGAAGUCAUCGGUGUUGCUGCCAGCAUUCUCCAGGUCGUAGAGCUUGGCACCCAUCUCUCGAUUAAGCUCUAUACGUUCUGCCGCAGGCUCAAAGACACAGACCAACGCAUCCAAAGCCUGUCCAGUGAUGUUGCCUUGACGUGUAAUGUUCUACGUCAAUUAGGCGACAGCCUCCAACAGGACGAGGAUGCUAAACUCUAUUCUAUGGAGGCAUUUUCUACAGCCCAACAAGUGCUGGGAGAAUGUAGAAAGGUGUUCCAACGAAUCAGCGAUGCGGUGGAUUAUCCUGACCAGAAAGCCACGAAAGGCCUUCUCCAGAAGGCAGCAAGAAAGGUCGGAUUCCUGUGUAUUGAGGAAGACCUGGAGGUUCUCAGAGUCAACUUGGAGCGCUUAAAAUCAACCAUGCUUUUGAUGCUCAAUGUAAUCAUGUAUGCUGGCCAGCUGCGUAGUCGAGCAGAAUUGAGCGUCCUCGAGGAGCAGCGAGAGCUGAUUCGCACACUUGUCGGGGAGAAGAAAACGAACGAAACUCAAUUUGAACGAUUGAAGAAGGCCUUGGAGUCUGCCAAGAUUACGGACAACCAGCCGAACGAAUCCCAGCUAUCGACCUGUCUUACCAUGACAUUUGCAUACAAUGAUGCUCCAUUGGCGAACGAAUUACUUCCGUCGGAGCUGCGAGAGUACGACGCCUUAGUGAAGAAAGUCCUGUCCGAUAUUGACACCUAUCAGUCUAGAAUUGAUUAUGAUCAGUAUCGUCGAAUGAGAGACGACAUUCUACAAUGUUAUUACUCGGAGAUUAGCCACUGCGAAACUCGUCACGGUCAGCGAGUUGCACAGUGGUUCCGGGAGCAAUAUUCUGCGCUCUGCAAGGAGUAUGCCGUAUGCACCUCUUCCAAACUGGAUCAGGGGGCAAUAAGAAGCAGGCGUACAAAUGUGGAUUACGUUGCCUCAACUUCAGAAAGUGGCAGUAAACGGGGCACUAUUAACCCGCUGAGGUUACGGAGCUUUGAAGAUGAGAUGACGAAGCGAAAGAAGCAGUAUAUCGAGCCUGCGCCACUCCAACGGCCAUCCAACUCAUUGGGCCAUGUGCAACAACCGGCCAUAGCCCAUGAAAUGGCUGCAGGAAUACUCCCAUUAACACCCUACUCCCCUGGACCCCCCUUCUCGGAAACGUCAAGCCCGAUCAUCCAGCACCAGUACGGGAUAGGGAAUCCGGCAGUUGAAGUAUACCCGAAACAGCCAGUUGCUUCUCACGAGGGGGGCUAUGUAAAGACGGAAGAUGCACAUGACGUGGAGGCGUUUUUGAUGAAGUGGACAACUUUGGAUGAGAGUGAAGUCGGUGCCUAUUGA
Molecule: messenger RNA, 1530 nt
Organism: Aspergillus bombycis
Lineage: Eukaryota; Fungi; Ascomycota; Eurotiomycetes; Eurotiales; Aspergillaceae
Exons: 2
Coding region: 1-1530 (509 amino acids)
Biological process (GO): regulation of DNA-templated transcription
Source: RefSeq, a predicted model, not a curated record